GACAGAAAAUACAACAAGUGAUUGAACUGUUGCUCUGCAAAUAAGCUGACUGUGCGCCGAAAUAUACGCACAAAGUCUGGAAAAGUGACUCAUCUGAGCCCAUAAAGCAUUUUUAUGUCUUUUUGAAGGUCUACAUAGGGUUCGGUCGCGUUGUUUUAACAUUAUUUAAAAAAUAUUUUUUCCUUUCUCUGCUUCGGACCGUUUUGGAAUUUGGACUCAGGGUGCACCACUCAUGGAAGAAGUUUAAAUGUUUUGUAGGAUUCUGGAUGCACCGAGCUGAGUUUGGACCGAAGCGCAGCAACUUCGCACCGAUGCGCCGGUGAAAACCGCUCGCUUUUCCGGAGGAUUUCAUUCCGGGUUUGGAGCAGAAGCGGCGUUUUGCAUCGGAAACCUGCAGAAUGAACACACACCGAACUCCGGGUUGAAAACAGAGACAGGAAGAAGGUGGAAAAGAUAGUUUUGACAGACAAGCAAAGCGCCUUUCACUGAAUGCGGAGGGUGAAAUGAACUCCAGUGGGAAUACUGAAGACCCCACCUGACAGCUCCUCCCUGCCUGAGAAACUGAAGGAUUUUUUUGCUGGAGCUUCCAAAACUAUAGAGCUGGAAAAAAAUCAAAUCCUUAAGUUUAACAUCUCUUCAGCUGCGAACAUUUUACAACAUCAUUUAGAAUAUGUAUCCCCUACAAAAUGUAUUGUUUUAGAUUGGAUGAAAGUCACCAGACCAUGUGAACCAGAAAAAAGAGACAAACAAAAACGAUCCACAAAUGGGGAAUCUGUCAUUUCCUCCCCUCUGAAUACUGACAUUCCUUUACUCAUCUGUGACUGUUAGUCCUUGAAAAGGCUAAAUUAAUUUUUUCUGUCAGAUAAAAUCCAACAUUAUCUUCAGCACUUUUUCCUGUGAGUAGCUUUCUGCCCGAAGGUCAGCCUGGCCGGCACAACCAUUCCAGCCAAGGGGGAGGAGGACUUCCUCACGCUGGCCGCCUCACGGCUCAGCCGAAAGAAACGUGUCAUCGGGGCUGGAGUCGGCGUGGCCAUGGUCCUGGUCCUGCUCGUGGCCAUUCCUCUAUUGGUCCAUACCACAAAGGGGGCAGGGUCCGGAGGUGGUGGCACGCAUUAUGAGAUGCUAGGGAGCUGCAAGAUGGUGUGUGACACUUUGAGCCCCCCUCAGGGAGAGCUGACUGCUGUCUCCCCUCAGCCUCCUGACUUCCCAAACCGGAGGGGCAAACAAGGGUUUAGAGGAAGCCCCGGACUUCCUGGUCCUCCAGGCCCUAAAGGUCCACCUGGAGAGCCGGGUAAGUCCGGUCCGCCUGGUCCACCAGGCCCUGGUCCAGGUGGAUAUGGUUCCUCAGUCUACACUCCUAAAAUAGCUUUCUAUGCCGGUCUGCGGAAGCAACACGAGGGUAGUGAAAUACUGAAGUUUGAUGACGUGGUGACCAACGUGGGGAACUACUACGAGCCGAGCACAGGCAAGUUCACGUGUCCUCUGCCUGGCAUCUACUACUUCACCUACCAUGUUCUGAUGAGAGGGGGUGAUGGAACGAGCAUGUGGGCUGACCUGAAGAAAAACGGACAGGUGAGGGCCAGUGCAAUCGCCCAAGAUGCAGAUCAGAACUACGACUACGCCUCCAACAGUGUCAUCCUGCACCUGGACGUCGGCGACGAAGUGUGUGUUCAGCUGGACGGGGGCAAAGUUCACGGGGGAAACACCAACAAAUACAGCACCUUCUCUGGCUUCCUCAUCUACCCAGACUGACAGUAUAAUCUUACCCUCCUCCACCCUUUCUCUGUGAUCAAGCAAAAAGUUUCCUCCUGUUUCUUUAUCUAACACAUCCUGCCAUCCAUUUGUCACCUCUGCAUAUAAUACACAUAGUGACAUAACAACAGAGUUAAACAAAGUUUGUGUAAAAAAGAAUAUAAUGUACAUAUUACCAGAUAAGAUCGACUCAUGGUGCACACACUUUUGUGAUAUUUAAUACAGUGCCAUGUACAGUAUGCAUAAGCAUGGCUGAAAUACACAAUUAACACUUUAUUCCAUUCAUGUUGCUGUUUAUACAUUAUUGUACUUCAGUUUUAGCUCAAAGACAAACCAACUGAAAUAAUAUCUGAAUGUAGACUGUCAAUCCAGCGAAGGUAUUCGGCUGCAGCCUCUUGCCCUUGCUGUGAGAUAGAUUUCCAUUCCGGCUGUAGACACAAAACAAGAAAAAGGCAUGAAUAUAUUGAUCUCAACUGAUAAUUCAGCACACCUCACAAUUAUAAUGCUGUGUGUUGUAUGUCUGUGUUAAUGCCUGCGUGGAAGCAUAUGAGUGUGGUUUUGCCCUUUAGUUCUGUGCAAGUGUAAAAGCAUCCUGCUGUUGGUGUAAUUAGCGCAGAAAGGGAAGGGAGUGAAGCUGCUGGUAACAGUCCCUUAACACACACAGUUUAUCAAUACUAUGGUUUAGCUUUUAGAUUGAUUUCUGAUACUCAGAGCAACAUCAUGUUGUGGUAACAAGGUGAGAUUUCAUCUGAAGCCCAUUCCCAGUUACACAAUACCUUUACGUCAUAGUGUGCUGUAUUGAUCAGAAACACAGAUGUUUAGGAAAUGUGCUCAUUUAUUUUUCUCAAUAAUAUGAAAAGAGGCUGGUAAUUUUGAUGGUUCUGAUAGGAAAUAUGUAGUUAUUGAAACUAAUUUGUCCUCUUCUAAACUUAAAUGAAUUUAUAUUUAUUUCAAAUAUUUACACAGAGGUUUAAACACCAAAACAAAAGCAAAGUGAAUGCGUUCAUAUACACAAAGUUUUAAUAUCAAAUAUAACCUGACUAAAUACAAAAAGCUGUUUUAAAAGAGGAUUUAAUUUAUUAAGGUAAAAAGGCUAUCAAAACUGAUGGCUCAAUUUUGAAAAGUAAUUGCCUCCUAAACUUAAUACCUGGUCUUUGGCAGCAACAACUGCCAAUAAGCUAAAAAAUCAAGGCGCUUUGCGCAUCUUCCAGAAAACAAUGACUAAAUCAGCUGCUGCAGUUGCCAAUAAGUGUCGGUUUUUUCAUCACUGUGGAAGAAUGUUUUUUGGUUUCAUCUUAGUUGAAUUGUUUUUUUUUUUUCCAUCAAUAUUUUUAUUGUGUUUUUCAUUUACAUUGACAUACACUU
This is a messenger RNA of Girardinichthys multiradiatus, 3117 nucleotides long. It is a transcript of the gene c1ql4b, whose product is annotated as complement component 1, q subcomponent-like 4b. Gene Ontology annotation, molecular function: protein binding. The record is from RefSeq and is a predicted model, not a curated record. The transcript is spliced from 3 exons. The coding region runs from base 1033 to 1752 and encodes 239 amino acids. Lineage: Eukaryota; Metazoa; Chordata; Actinopteri; Cyprinodontiformes; Goodeidae.